GUUAAAGUGAGAGAGAGUCAGUUGGAUUAUGGCUCCGAGGAGGAUGGAAACCAAACCGGUGAUCUUCUGUGUGAAGUCGCUGCUGCUGCUCUACUCCUUCAUCUUCUGGGUGACAGGUGUGGUCCUGCUGGCGGUGGGCUUAUGGUGGAAGUUCAUGUUGGGUCCGUACAUGCUGCUGAUCUCCAGCGGCCCGUCCAACGGUCCGUACGUCCUCACCGGCACCGGAGCCUUCAUCGUGGUGUUCGGCCUGUUCGGCUGCGUGGCCACCUGCAGGGGGCGCCCCUGGAUGCUCAAACUGUACGCUGUGUUCCUGUCUCUCGUCUUCAUGACUGAACUCAUCGCUGGGAUCUCUGGAUUCAUCUUCCGCCACGAGAUUAAAGGAACCUUCCUCACGACGUACGGCGACGCAGUGAUGAGAUACGACGGGAUGGACGACAGGAGUCUGGCUGUUGAUGGCGUCCAGAGAAGACUGCAUUGCUGUGGUGUUUAUAACUACACCAGCUGGAUCAGCACUGUGUAUUUCCCCGUCAGCGGGAUUCCCGCCAGCUGCUGCGUCAGUUUCUCCGACUGCAGCGUCGCCGACAUGAAGAACGCGACGGUGGCGGCAAAUAAAGUCUACAAACAGGGUUGUUAUGAGUUGGUGACGUCCUUCAUUGAGGGAAACAUGGGAAUCAUCGCUGGAGUUACAUUCGGCAUCGCCUUCUCUCAGUUGAUAGGAAUGUCUCUGGCCUGCUGCCUGUCUCGCUUCAUCAACGCCAACCAGUAUGAGAUGGUCUAA
Scomber scombrus (Atlantic mackerel) is the source of this 778-nucleotide messenger RNA. Its product is annotated as tetraspanin-7-like. The record is from RefSeq and is a predicted model, not a curated record. Bases 29 to 778 code for a protein of 249 amino acids. Gene Ontology annotation, cellular component: membrane. NCBI's taxonomy places the organism in Eukaryota, Metazoa, Chordata, Actinopteri, Scombriformes, Scombridae. The transcript has 7 exons.